AUGGCUCCCAGCAACCUCCCCGCCAUCUUCAACCCCACCCAGCAGGACAUUGAGAUGCUCCUCGCUGCUCAGUGCCACCUCGGCGCAAAGAACCUCCAGGUGCACAUGGAGCCUUACCUGUGGAAGACCAGGCCUGAUGGUGUCAAUGUGAUCAACGUUGGCAAGACCUGGGAGAAGAUUGUUCUGGCCGCACGUAUCAUCGUCGCCAUUGACAACCCAGCUGACAUUUGCGUAAUCUCCGCCCGUCCCUACGGACAGCGUGCUGUUCUCAAGUUCGCUGCCCACACUGGUGCUGUCGCCAUUGCCGGUCGUUUCACCCCCGGUAACUUCACCAACUACAUCACCCGCUCGUUCAAGGAGCCCCGCUUGAUCAUCGUCACCGACCCGCGCACCGAUGCUCAGGCCAUCAAGGAGGCUUCCUACGUCAACAUUCCUGUCAUCGCUCUCUGUGAUGGUGACUCUCCCACCGAGUACGUCGACGUUGCCAUCCCCACCAACAACAAGGGUCGUCACGCCAUUGGUCUCAUCUGGUGGAUGUUGGCUCGUGAGGUCCUCCGUCUUCGUGGCACCCUCGCUUCCCGCGAGGCUGAGUGGGACGUCAUGACCGAUUUGUACUUCUACCGCGACCCUGAAGCCGAGGAGAACAAGGACAGCGCAGGCGUUGAAGAGGCCAAGGUUCCUGGUGCCGACGAGGUUGGCCCCGCCGCCGUUGAGGGUGGCUUUAACACCGAAUGGGAGGUGUCUGGCGCCACCGCCGGUGCUUUCGCAGCUGCCACACCAGGUGUUGUCAACUGGGACGCUGAUGCUACCACCACCGACUGGGCUGCAUCUGGUGAUGCCCAGGCUGGUACCGAGGGUUGGGGUACGGAGGCCGCUGCCCCUGCUGCCACCAACCAAUGGUAA
Plenodomus lingam JN3 is the source of this 903-nucleotide messenger RNA. It is a transcript of the gene RPS0, whose product is annotated as 40S ribosomal protein uS2. Lineage: Eukaryota; Fungi; Ascomycota; Dothideomycetes; Pleosporales; Leptosphaeriaceae. Gene Ontology annotation, biological process: ribosomal small subunit assembly; cytoplasmic translation. Gene Ontology annotation, molecular function: structural constituent of ribosome. Gene Ontology annotation, cellular component: 90S preribosome; cytosolic small ribosomal subunit; ribosome. The record is from RefSeq and is a predicted model, not a curated record.